AUGGUGACACUGACGAUUUUGUUGCAAUUCUUUACGCGCUUAAAUCUAAGGAACUCGAUAUACGAGGUGUUACUUACGGAGUCAUACUUGGCGCGGAUUAUCCCCUAUGCAACUUGAAUACUCCAGGUUGCAGUUAUAAAGAUUCAGCACCAGAAGGACAAAAUGGAAGACGUGAUAGUGAUUUGCUACUUGGUAUUAAUCGACAGCUUAGGUUAUCAACACGGCUAUGGUAUGACGCUCUUAAAGGUUUUAAUAUAACUAAGGAAUUUGCUGAUCUCAUUGAUACUACAAUUGAGCAAACUGGAGAAAAACCUAUACUUAUAUUAACUGGUACAGCUACCAAUCUUGCGCUUCUUUUACGUGCUUUCCCAACUUACUCGGCAAAAAUCGACAAAGUUUUCUGGAUGGGUGGCGCUUUAGAAGUUCCUGGAAAUGUAUUUAUCGAACCAAAUAAUACCCGUGCUGAAUUUAAUGUUUUUUUUGAUUGUAUUGCUGCUCAAGAAUUGCUUGCUUCUGAUUUGGAUAUUACUUUGAUACCAUUAGACUUUACAAGUCAAACUCCACUUAAUCUUGCCUUUUUUGACAAACUCGCAAAACUCAAUAGUUUUUAUGGCAAGUUUGUGUAUAAACUUUUAUCUAUUAUUCGUACAACAUGGCUUGGUGGGGUCUCUGUAUUCUUUGACCGUUAUUCUCUUUGGGACCCUAAAGCAAUCGCUGUUGUUAAAAAUAUUGGUGUUGCGAAAAUUGUAACGAAUCGUUCAUUGGCUGUUACUUGUAAUGGAAACCCGAAUGAUGAUGGGCAGUUUGUAGUUUCUAAAACCAGUACAAUUGCAAAUCUUAAAGUUGCAAUUGACGCUAUUGUUAGUAAUCCUAUUGAAGAUUCUCCAUUUUUUCAAGAUUUUCUUGAAGUAUUUGCCCGCGAUUAA
This is a messenger RNA of Racocetra fulgida, 926 nucleotides long. NCBI's taxonomy places the organism in Eukaryota, Fungi, Glomeromycota, Glomeromycetes, Diversisporales, Gigasporaceae. The record is from the annotation of a GenBank genome assembly.